AUGACCACGCUGAUGACCAGAUUGAAACAAAGCAUACACUCAACAAGGGACUUUGCAGCCUUCCUCAAGGAACGAUCCGCCCUCGAGGAGAAGCAUUCGCAGGGCUUAAAGAGACUGAGCCGGGCCACACAUGACUCGAUCGGACGACCCGAGGGCAGACAAGGCACCUUCGCCGACAACUACAAAGAGGUCACAAGCAUCCACGAGAGAAUUGCCGACCAUGGCCUUCAGUUCUGCAACUCGCUCUUCGGCAUGUCGGAAGAACUAUACGAGCUGGCAGCCAACACCGAAAAAGGCCGGAAGCACUGGAAACAGGCGGGCAUGAGUGCGGAAAAGCGAGUACAGGAUGCAGAGGCAGCGAUGGAGAAGGCCAAACACCGGUACAACUCGCUAGCCGAGCAGUACGAUCGAGCCAGGACCGGCGAGAGACAGUCAGGCGUGUUCAGCCUGAAAAGAUCCGCCGCCCAGGCGGAGGAGGACUUGCGACUUAAGCUUGAAGCUGCCGAUGCCGACUACUCUGCCAAAGUGGACGCUGCGCAGACGCUGCGGAAUGAGCUGCUGAGCACUUACAGACCCCAGACCAUCAAUGCUCUACAGGAGUUGACGAGGGAGAUCGACGCAGGCCUGAGUGGGCAGGUGCAGAAAUUUGCCAACUUGAGCGAGAAACUGAUGCUGGGAUUUGGCCUCUGCGUGACGCCCAUGAAGGGACAGCCGUCCGUUCCUGGCCAACCGUCCAGGAGUCUUCGCGAAGCGGCUUCGAGUAUCAGUAACGAGCGAGAUUUCAUUGACUUUGUGCUCGGGUCGAGCAAUAAAGCUCCCCCACGAGCGGCCGAGAUCAAGUACGAGAAACAUCCCUCGUUCUCUCCGAAACAACAGCAGCCGGACUAUUCGGAUGACAACUAUCCAUCUGCGCACUCUAGGCAAGUAUCUGGCGUGACUCCUUAUCCGGGCGACGAAUAUGGCGACGAACUGUCGCAGCCUCCACCGGGGAGAAAUCCUGGAGGGCCCCGACCAAAUAUGCCACCGCAAGGAGGUCCUCCAGGUGCCGGACGACCGCAAUCAUCGAAUGGUGGCAAUCUGGGCAGUGAGCAGUCUCAACCUCCGCGGAGCCCCUCGCCGCAACCAGGGCCGCCCGGCGCUCAAGGUGGCCAAGGGCCGCCAAUGGGACGCGGCCAACCACCGAUGGGUCGCGGACAGGGGCCACCUGGGCCGGGCAGAGGACGAGGUGCCGCGCCCCCAGGUGGAGUGGGUAGGGGCGAGCCUCCUCAAGGUAUGGGACGAGGUGCCGCGCCUCCGGGUGGAGUAGGUAGAGGUGAGCCUCCCCAGGGUAUGGGACGAGGCGCCGCGCCUCCAGGUGGAGUGGGUAGAGGUCAACCUCCGCCAGGCGGUAUGAACCAGGGGCAAGGUCCGCCAGGCGGGACGAACCAAGGUCAACCGCCUCCGGGCGGCAUGGGCAGGGGCCAAGCACCACAAACACCAACGCCCCCAGGCCAAGGUGCACUGGGCGGGCCAGGUCCUGCGCCACAAGGCGCCGCAGGACGUGGACAACCACCACCUGGCGGAAUGGGACGGGGAGCGCCGCAGGGUGGAAUGGGACGAGGUCAACCACCACCUGGGAUGGGCCGAGGACAAGGACCGCCAGGUCCAAGUGGCAACGGUCAACCUCAGCAACCAGGUACGCCGCCUCAAGGCGCCGGCCGUGGAACGCCAGGUCCCGGACCGGGCGGACCUCCCAACGGCGCACCGCGGCCAGGAGGUGUCAGUGCACUUCCGUCAAGGCAGCCUGUCCCGAAAGCUGGUCCGCCUGUUCGUCCUGUGUUUGGAGUCUCUCUCGACGAGCUAUUCCAGCGGGAAGGGUCGGCCGUGCCCUUCAUCGUCAUGCAAUGCAUCCAAGCAGUCGACAUGUACGGGCUCAACGUUGAAGGCAUCUACAGAACCUCUGGCUCGGCGAACAACAUUAUGGAAUUGAGACAGAAAUUCGAUCAUGACGCCAAUUCAGUAGACCUUCGCACUCGCGGGGCAGACGAUAUUGCCUCGGUCACCACUUUGCUCAAACAUUUCCUUCGAGACUUGCCGGAUCCAUUACUUACCGCGGCGCAGUAUCGAGAAUUCAUCCAAGCCGCCAAGUUGGACGAUGCUGUACAGCGCAGGGAUGCAAUCCACGCGCUUGUCAACGCGCUGCCCGAUCCUAAUUACGCCACUCUCAGGCUCCUGACAAUCCAUCUCCACAAGGUCGCACAGCACAGUGGCAGCAACAAGAUGACCCACAAUAAUUUGGCAAUUGUUUUUGCGCCGACCCUGAUGGGCCAGCGAGCCGGCGUCAAUGGGAAUGGACCGGGAAGUGCGGACAUUGCGGACUCUGGGUGGCAGGCUAAAGUCGUGGAGACCAUCCUAGACAAUACCUUCCAGAUCUUUGAUGCUGACGAAUGA
This is a messenger RNA of Cladophialophora carrionii CBS 160.54, 2430 nucleotides long. RefSeq lists its product as uncharacterized. Bases 1 to 2430 code for a protein of 809 amino acids. The record is from RefSeq and is a predicted model, not a curated record. Gene Ontology annotation, biological process: signal transduction; regulation of GTPase activity. Gene Ontology annotation, cellular component: cytoplasm. Lineage: Eukaryota; Fungi; Ascomycota; Eurotiomycetes; Chaetothyriales; Herpotrichiellaceae. The transcript is spliced from 3 exons.